AUGACCGCAGUCUCGAGAUACGCCGACUUUCCGCCAUCCACACCCAUCCUCCGACGGUCAAUGAGGCAUGGCGGUAUGGUCCCAGACCAGACUCCCACCGACAAUGCCAAUGCCACAAUCGGCGACAGUCCGCUUCCGGCUCCUCCCGUCAGUCACUUUUUCGGGGAUGCCGAGUCAGAAACGGAUGUGCCGCCACCGGUAGUCAGCACAACAUCUCACGCUCACACUUCGGCCGCACCUCGAGUCAGGUCAUAUCGCACUUCAGCCGAAGCGCAACGAGAGACAAAAUCGGACCCAUACGAUGACUCGCCAGGUACAGGGCGUAGGGCUGUUCCUGUCGCGUCACAGCGAGACGAGCUGCAACACCUCCGAGCAUCAAGCAUCUUCCGUGAGGCUCAAUCACACGAGCCGCUCAGCAAAUCUCCACCCUUUGCAGCAGGGUCAGCAAUGAAACAUGACGACUUGCGGUCCAGGAGUUCGCCACCGCUUCGUUCCGCGAGAACGGUUCCCCAAAGCACCGCUUCACCUCUCUUUGACGGGGAUCUGCGAAGCAACGCAGCUAUGCCCACAUAUCGUCGACGCAGCAACGAGAAGCCAGAGGAGGAAGAGGAGAAAAAGGUCAGAUAUGCUCCCAUCGAGGAGCGUGCUUCCGUCAAGCGAGACUCUCCCGACGAUGUCGUGCCCCGAGCUGCUGCCUCUUCCAGCGUCCAGCCAUCCGCUGGCUACCGCACACCGGCUAUGGCAGGUCGUGCCCUUCGGUCGAGCGCUACUGCAAAUGCUGCUCCAACCACCGCACAACGCAGCGCAGGGAGAAGUCUCCGCACGCUCACCCGAUCUUCCAAUCGUCACCCACCGGCAAGGAGGGUAGUCAGGCGAUAUUCGGACGAUGAGGAUGACGAUCUGGAGGGAGAGGGAGCCGUGGAUGGAAACGGAUCCAACAAGAGCGGAGAGGCGCUUCACAGCGCCAGUCCAGACAACGGCCAGGAGCGACCGUCCCAACACAAUCAGGACGGCAGCUCCAACUCUGGGUCCGGUUCCGGCUACGGAUCGGGUGCGGGGGCGAAUGGCUCGGCAGAAGCCAUCGAGAGACCUGAUCGACGAUUCUUGCCCUACGGCUACGAUGCAGAGAAGGAAAAGAUCAGGGCUGAGAUGAUGGAGAGGGCGUCUCUCGUCCGCUCGCCCGGGCCGGAACCGAAACCGUCUGGCAACGAGGCACACGGCGAGGAUCAGGACUACGACAUGCAGGAACCGCCGCCGCCUCGCAAGAAUGAGGCUCAUCCGCUCGCACGCAGACCGGUGAUCGAGCAAGCGAAUGGAUCGAUCCACCCGACCAAAGGUCAAGCCGAGGCCAUCCACAACUUCCUCGCUUCUAACAUUGCUGCUCCUGUCGAUCCCAUGGCGCAUCGUCGUAUGGUCGCGCCAUCUUCAAACGACCUUCGAGUUGGUCAGCGAGCCGCAUCGAGCUAUGACGGCCCACUCAAGUCAUCCAUGGCCUUGUCGUCCACCUCCGCAGCAUCAGCACCAACCACACAGCAGGAUGACGACGAGCCAGCAGACGAGGAGGAGGGUCGGCUGUACUCCGAAAUUCGCCCCGAAGCCAUUUGGGCCGAAACAACACGCCAGAUGCAGAAGCCGCUCAGCCAACACGACCGAUUCGCUAAAGAGAUCUCGGGCUCCACGCGCUGCGUCAAGCUGCCCGGCUUCAAGUUCCGCAGAAAGCAGCUGACCAAAGGUGGAUUCUCCACGGUCCACGUCCUGCGGGGUCCUGCGAGCGAGAAAGUGCUCAACCCGGACACGCAAGCGAUCGUCGAGAUGGCGGUUCCCGAGGAGCAGCAGGCCUUCUUUGCGCUCAAGCAAGUCGAUCUCAGGCAGAUCGAGAGCGAGCAAGAUAAGCUGGAUCUGAUCGCCGAAGCCAACCUCUUGCGCACGCUGUCCGAUCUCGAUGGCAGCGACAUGUAUCUCUUGCGCUACUUCGGCCAUCACGUCAAUGUCGGUAAGGACGGCAACCCGGACAAGCUGCGCAUCCUCAUCGAGCUGGGUGAAGGCGACUUUGGCACACUCCUCGCGCAACAGGCUCCCCUGCCACGCGAAGCGGUCGCCCACUACUUCCGCGAGAUGCUCGAGGCGGUGCACUUCAUCCACGAAGCCAACCUCGUGCACGCCGAUCUGAAGCCGGCCAACUUCCUCAUGGUCGACAACCGCAUCAAGCUUAUUGACUUUGGCAUUUCGAAAAAGAUCCCCAAGGGCACGGUGCACAUUUCUCGCGAUAACAUCAUUGGAACGCCCAACUAUAUGGCGCCGGAAGCGAUCAAGAUUGCGCGCGCCAAGGGGAGGAGGGUGUACAAAGCGGGUAAGCCCAGUGACGUUUGGUCGCUAGGGUGCAUUUUGUAUCAGAUGAUCUGGGGCAGGCCGCCGUUCGACCGCGUGCCGGCCAACAGGAAGUUGGAGGCGAUCGUCGAUCCAGAUCACGAGAUCGUGUGGAACCGAUUCAGGGAUCCAAGGUACCCGGAAAGGAUGGAGGUGGACGACGAGCUGCUGGACUGCGUUCAAUCGGCAUUGCGGUAUGGGUCGGAGGAGAGGGCGACGAUUCCGCAGCUCUUGCGGCAUCCGUUCCUGAGGAAGUACGGGGGUGAGGCGGAGGGGAUGGAGGAGGAGCAGGGCGAGGUGGUGGACCUCAACGAGGAAGUCACCGUCUCGAGAAGGACGCUGAGGAACCUCGUUGCGAGGAUCCGGUCGCUGGCACUGCAGCAGGAGCUGACCGAGGAGAACGUCGUCGAGAGAGCCGAUCUGCUCUUCUCGAAUCUUCAACAGGCCCAGCAGCAACAACUUCAGCCGCAGCAAUGA
This is a messenger RNA of Kalmanozyma brasiliensis GHG001, 2844 nucleotides long. RefSeq names its product Protein kinase domain protein. Gene Ontology annotation, molecular function: protein serine/threonine/tyrosine kinase activity; ATP binding; protein serine/threonine kinase activity. The transcript has a single exon. NCBI's taxonomy places the organism in Eukaryota, Fungi, Basidiomycota, Ustilaginomycetes, Ustilaginales. The record is from RefSeq and is a predicted model, not a curated record. Bases 1 to 2844 code for a protein of 947 amino acids. Gene Ontology annotation, biological process: mitotic spindle assembly checkpoint signaling; chromosome segregation; meiotic spindle assembly checkpoint signaling. Gene Ontology annotation, cellular component: nucleus; kinetochore; spindle.